Thalassophryne amazonica is the source of this 4635-nucleotide messenger RNA. RefSeq names its product unc-51 like autophagy activating kinase 2 (gene ulk2). Gene Ontology annotation, cellular component: cytoplasm; autophagosome. The transcript has 27 exons. Gene Ontology annotation, molecular function: ATP binding; protein serine/threonine kinase activity. Lineage: Eukaryota; Metazoa; Chordata; Actinopteri; Batrachoidiformes; Batrachoididae. The record is from RefSeq and is a predicted model, not a curated record. Gene Ontology annotation, biological process: peptidyl-serine phosphorylation; autophagy; autophagosome organization. Bases 659 to 3778 code for a protein of 1039 amino acids.
CGGGACGGAUGGAGCUUCGGUUUUACUGAAUAAGACUUUAAAAAUGCUGAUAAAGUAACCUGACCGGAAAGUCAUUCAGAUGAAAUCUGCUGUUUUUAUACAACAACGCCAUUUUUCUUACCGGAUUCAACAACGUCCUGGCCAGAUAAACAGCGACAUUUUGUGUGUCGUUCGGAUGUAAUUAAUGAGCGCUGAGUGGAUUAAUGUCAUUAUUUUUGUCUAAGAGGAGGUAAAUACUGUUUAUUUCUCUGGACAUCUGGGAACCGACAAGGACACAAAAUACGGACUAAGUCAUGUUAAUCCUUUAAAAAAAUCCCCAGAUAUUCGCAUUUUGACGGUAUCGUGGCUGUAAAUGUUUAAGAUAGACUGUUCUGUAGCGAUGCUAGCUGUGUUACGUCACCGUCAGGCUAACAGAUAGCUCGUUCCUGCUGACGGUUCCUGCAGCUUUGGCAUCAUGUAGACUGACCUGGGACCAGCCAUUAGCGGACUGUGUUAGUAAUGCGAAGCUGAACUGCAGCCUCCGGAGAGCGGCAGCUCGUUCUGGAUCAGUGGAGUUCAGGACUCGGCGUCAUGUCUUACCGGCCCGUCGGAAGAGCCUGAAAGGAAGUGAAACAGCAGCAGCAGGAACUCUUGUGACAGCAUCAUCAGGACCAGCACCAUGGAACCUGUGGGAGACUUUGAGUACAGCAGGAAGGACCUGGUUGGACACGGAGCCUUCGCUGUGGUGUUCAAAGGAAGACACAGGAAGAAGACAGACUGGGAGGUGGCUAUCAAGAGCAUCAACAAGAAGAACCUGUCCAAGUCCCAGAUCCUUCUUGGCAAAGAAAUUAAAAUCCUCAAGGAACUACAGCAUGAAAACAUUGUGGCACUUUAUGACGUUCAGGAAACGCCAAACUCUGUUUUCCUGGUCAUGGAGUACUGUAACGGAGGUGACCUCGCUGACUAUCUGCAAGCUAAGGGGACCCUGAGAGAAGACACACUGAGGAUUUUUCUCCAGCAGAUGGCUGCUGCCAUGCGUGUCCUCAACAGCAAAGGAGUCAUUCACCGUGACCUCAAACCCCAGAACAUCCUGCUGUCUUACGUGGGCCGCAAGAAGUCCGGCAUUAGUGGGAUUCGCAUCAAAAUAGCUGACUUUGGCUUUGCACGCUACCUCCAGAGCAACAUGAUGGCAGCCACACUCUGCGGGUCGCCAAUGUACAUGGCCCCAGAGGUCAUUAUGUCCCAGAGCUACGAUGCCAAGGCAGACCUGUGGAGCAUAGGAACGGUCAUCUACCAGUGUCUGGUUGGCAAGCCACCGUUCCAGGCCAACAGUCCCCAAGACCUGAGGAUGUUCUACGAGAAGAACAAGAAUCUACAACCUGUAAUCCCACGGGAGACAUCGCCACAGCUCAGUGACCUUUUGCUUGGGCUGCUGCAGAGGAAUCAGAAGGACAGAAUAGACUUUGAUACGUUUUUCACUCAUCCCUUCCUGGAUUCGUCCGCUGUGAAAAAAUCCUGUCCGGUUCCAGUUCCCACCGCCUCCAAUCCUGUGACAGAACGUUCCUGUGGCAGCUCACCAUGUAUCCGCUACAGUUCUCCUCCUUCGCUGCCAGACAUGCAGAUGCUGACUGAAGAUGGGUUAUCAUCUCCACCGCUCGGCCCACCAAACUUCCUGCAGCUUUCCAAAGAGUCUACAGGAAGCACCAGCAGUAAGAACUCAUCCUGUGACACCGACGACUUCGUCCUGGUGCCUCACAUCUCUGCUGAGAGCUAUGACCAACCAGUGGCAGCAGGCCGCCGUCUGUCUAGCGAGUUCCUGAUGUGUGGAGGGCAGCCCCAGCCCCCACCAGGACAGACUCCCAUGGUGUCCCCCCGGGCCGAGACCACCCCGAUCCCCGUCCCGACGCAGGUUCGAAACUACCAGCGAAUGAAGCAGAACCUGUCCAGCAGUCCCACCGCCGCCGUGCUGUGCAGCUCUCCCAGGUCAGGCACAGUGAGGCGCUCCAACACCAGUCCUGUGGCAUUUCCUAAAAUGGGGUCAGGGUCUCCAUGUGCCGCAGACGUCCCUCAGCUGGUGUGCCGGCGCCUCUCCACAGGCAGCUCCCGGCCCUACUCCCCGUCUCCUCUGGUGGGAUCCAUCCCAGAGCAGCUGGGUCACUGCUGCUGUCACCUUCAGCAUCAGGAACCUCGCAGCCGCAGCUCGUCAGGAGGCUCCCCUGUUCCAUCCUCACAGCUCCUUGGGGCCCGGCUCCAGAGCGCCCCCAUCCUCACUGACGUUUACCAGAGCAGACAGAAGCUCCAGAAGCAGCUGUCCGAUCCCGUGCAGCCGUCCUCCUCUUGCAGUUACUCCCCUCAGCUGGGCCGACCGGCCAACUUUGGCUCCUCCCCCACCAAGUUGCUGGGCUCUUCCCCCCGUUCCUCCGACUGGCUGCAGAAGUCCCCUCUGCCCACCAUCAUUGGCUCUCCCACCAAAACCAUUUCAGUGCCCUUCAAAAUCCCCAAAACACAGGCGUCCUGCAACCUGAUGGCGCUGGCAGACAGCCCCGUGCCCACCAAGAUGCUCACAGAUACACGGGAUGUCUGCACCCACCACGGUAAUCCCUACCCCAGCGGGCGCCAGGCCCCACCUGAAUCCAGCAGGACCUUUGGCAGGUCUGUUAGCGCGGGCCGUCUGUCUGAGCAGCCAGUUAGAAUCACUCUGGGAGGACAGCCGUAUCAGGGCAGCACCGACAGUCUGAACGCAGAGCGGCCCAUGGACACCGCCCCAGCAGGUCCCAGUGGGCUGGUACAGGGAGGAUCAGGAAGUGCUCGUACCGUCAUUUUCACAGUGGGUUCGCCAUCCAACAGUAGCACGCCUUCCAUCUGCAGCCAUCUUGGUCCACGACCCCGCACCACCUCAGUGGGCUCCAACAGUUCAGCUGGAUCCCUGUGCUCCACCAGUGGUCGGGUCCACACUGGCUCUCCGCCCAGCAUGGUCAUGGGUUCCUCUCCUCCGGGAGGCUCUGGGGGAGGACACCUCGUCCCCGGGGUAGAUGGGCCGCCCGGCAGUCUGCGCUGCGUCCCCUACGGGACAUCCCCUCCCAGUCUGGAUGGAUUCAUCACCUUUGAGGCCCCUGAGCUGCCAGAGGAGACCCUGAUGGAGCGCGAGCACACAGACACCCUGAUGCACCUCCGGAUGAUGUUGUCCUUCACUGACUGUGUUCUGGAGAUGGCAGCAGUCCGAGCUGGGGGUCCAGAGAUCGGUCUUUCAUCUGCCUCCCUCUAUCCGCCUCAGGACAGUGUAGUUGUGGACCAGAUCAGCCAGCUCAGCAAAGAAUGGGGGCAGGUGGAGCAGCUGGUGCUGUACAUGAAGGCGGCUCAGCUGCAGGCGUCAUCCCUCCACAUGGCCAAAGCUCAGAUCAAAUCUGCCAAACUCAAUCCUUCCACUGCCGUCAAACAGGUGGUGAAAAGUCUGAACGAACGUUACAAAAGCUGCAUCGCUCUGUGCCGCCAGCUCACCGACAAACUCAACCAUUUCUUCUCCGACAAGCAACGAUUUGUCGACGAGAUCAACAGUGUCACCGCCGAGAAGCUCAUCUACAACCACGCCGUGGAGAUGGUUCAGUCAGCAGCUUUGGAUGAGAUGUUCAAACAGACUGAGGAUAUCGCGUACCGCUACAGCAAGGCCGCCAUGCUGCUGGAUGGACUGUCCAAGGUCCUCCAAGACCCGACGGAUGUGGAAAACGUCCUCAAGUAUAAGGCCAGUGUGGAGCGGCGCAUCUCUGCACUUUGUUACUGCACCGUCACGCUCUACGAGUAGGACAGACGCUCCACCUGGUCACAAACCGCUGCCACACCUCCCACCUGAACUCAAAAACCCACUGAUGCACAAAGUCACAACCAAAGACGAGAACAAAUCCAGAACCAGACUGAGACCAGAUUCUUUUUUCUUCUUAACAAAAUGCAUAAAAACCUGAUGGCUGUCAUUCAGGAUGUUUCCUUUCAGUACACCAUGUGACUUCAUCCCUCCAGGAUCAGUUCAUCUUUUUAUUGACUUCAUUUGUUUUUCUAUUUAUUGGUUGUCGAUUGUGGACUUUAGACUUUUCUGCCUGUCUUGAAAACCUUCAGUAUUAAAGUGGAGCAGUUAAGAAACAUGAUGGUUGCUGACUCGGCAAACCUCGUUUCCACCAGCACACAGUGAGGAACCGGACUACCUGCGUUACAGGGACAAUUUUACCCAUAAUCCACCAUUAUUUGGUAUGAUGUUAUACUUAUGUUCCCCAGAUGUUUCUGGUUUUUGUUUCCAGCUGUAAGACUAACACUGCAUUUGAUCUCACCAACGGUUUUCUUUAUGAUGUCACAGCAGUAGCAUCUCCAUUAGUUAUAGCUAAGCUAAGUGUUAGCAUGCUGCAAAUGUUAAAUGUGGAUUGGUGGGUGGACCUGUCAAUCAUGAGUUUGUCAGCAGGCUGUGUGGAUCCAGUCGUCACAACGAUAAAGUAUUUAUUAAACUCACACAUGCAGAGACAUCAUCAGUGUACACUAGCACAUUAUCAUCAGCGUACAUGAUCAUUAGGUUUAGUUAAAAGUGUACAUUAUCACAGUCUGAGUACUUCAUCACAUAAGACAUGCUCAACAUACAUUAUCACACUCAGACAUUAUCAGUGUACACUAGCACAU